This is a messenger RNA of Synchiropus splendidus (mandarinfish), 3408 nucleotides long. RefSeq names its product sperm antigen with calponin homology and coiled-coil domains 1 (gene specc1). The coding region runs from base 66 to 3110 and encodes 1014 amino acids. NCBI's taxonomy places the organism in Eukaryota, Metazoa, Chordata, Actinopteri, Syngnathiformes, Callionymidae. Gene Ontology annotation, molecular function: protein binding. The record is from RefSeq and is a predicted model, not a curated record. The transcript is spliced from 15 exons. Gene Ontology annotation, biological process: actin cytoskeleton organization. Gene Ontology annotation, cellular component: filamentous actin; microtubule organizing center.
CGGUGACAGAGUCCCGUGCGUGAGUCGACGGCAGCAUCAUCAUACGGACCAGCCAUACACUCAGCAUGAUCAAAACCGGCUCCAUGAAGGCGGGCCUGCCCAAGCCAGGACAGCCAGAACGUGUAAAGCAGUCCUCAGGAGGCCCAGGUUCCUCAUCCAAUCCUUCCUCAGCCAUGAAGACCUCGAGAUCUUCGCACACGCUGUCGUCGGACCAGCGGCAUAGCAAGCUGAAGCGGGCCAACAGUGAUGACGCCUUGACGAAACCUGCUGGACCUAGUGCUUCAGCCUCACGUAUGAGGAAGACAGUAACCACAGGGGCUAUUUCAGACCUCGCCGAAGCACGCCCUCGCAGUCUCAGUGGUGUCAAGAAGUCAGGCAUCCCAUCUCCCAGAGAUGUCCCUGCAACGAUAACCAGGGACCGUCUGUCUCUUAGGGAGCAGCUCAAGACCUCCUCCACCAGGAGGAUGGUUUCAAGUGCGAGUACAUCCAGUCUAUCAACGAUGACAAAACAAGCGCGAAGCACUAACAAGUCUCGCCAGGAAGCAUGUGACCAGGAGAGGGGUCUUCUGGAGAGUCGGAUGAAAGAGUUGAUGGAUGAGGCCAAGGUUAAAGACUUGGAGAUCAGCAACCUGAAGAUGGAGUUGCAUCGCUGCAAAGAGAAAGCUGUUCCGCCCUCGCCUUCCUCUCCACAUGUUUGUGAACCUGAAACGCCUGAAGAAGAACAAGAAGAGGCGCAGGUGGAAGAGGCUCUUGUUCUGGUCGGUGAGUUGAGAGAGAAGAACGCCAAGUUUCAGAGAGAACUGGCUGCCCUGAGGGUAGAGAACCAAGACCUGAAGGAAAAGCUUUUGAGCUUAGAGGUUUUGUCCCCUCAGACUACGACCCCCAGCAGUCCUUUAAACACACUGUUGAAUGGAAGCCCUCCUGCGUCCUCUUCACUACAACAGUCCAGUGUUACGUCCACUGCUACUGCUGUAUCCUCCAGUUCAGAUAUCACUAAGGACUCGCCGUCACCAGAUUCUUCUGAGUUUGAGAACAUCGCGUCCCAUUCAGGAUCUGUCAGCAGUGGCAUCAGUGGAGAAGCAGCGUGUACAGUGGGACAGGAUGCGUCAGUGAAGCAGCUGACAGAGCAAAUUCACAAGAUGGAGGAGAGCCACCAUUGCACCGCUGAAGAGCUGCAGGCUACUCUGCAGGAGCUUGCCGAUCAGCAGCAGGUGGUGCAAGAGCUGACGGCUGAAAAUGAACGUCUGGCUCAGGAGAAGCGUCUCCUGCAGACUUCACUGCAACAACAGAGAGAACGUGUGGAGGUGCUGUCACAGAAGAAUGACACGCUGACUAGCAGACUACAGGAGCAAGUUCCAGCUGAGGCCCAGAGGGAGGCGGAUCCUGGCAGCCAGUUGGACCAAAUGUAUGCUGAGUUGGUGGAGAAUUCACAUUUUGAACGUGAGAAGCUUGUGAACAUCCAGCAACAGUUGACAGGCAGCCUUCGGGUUCUGGAGGCGGAGCACCAUGAGGCUCAGAGCCAGGUGCUCCGCCUCCAAGAGGAGAUGAAGAAGCUGCAGGCUGAGCUGGAGAAAGCGCUGGAAGCCAGAGGUCAAGCAGAUCAGACUGUGGAGGACCAUAAAGUCUCAGCAGAUUGUCUUAGAGUAGAAAACAGCCGAUUAAGAGCGCAGGUUGACAUCGAGAGGCAGAAGGUGGUGGAGCUGAUGUCCAUGCAGAGUUCCAGUGACAGUUCUGAACUUCAGAGUCUCUUGAAGACUGCCCACACUGAAAGAGACAGCUUGGAGGUGGAAGUGACUGUGGUCAGGCAGCGUGUCCUCCAGGCCCAGGCUGAGAAUGAGCAAGUUCAAGCUGCAAUGUCAAAGGUUGAAGCUAAAUGCCGGCAGAUCCAGGCGCAGGCUGAAAGUAGGGAGCAGGAGCUCCUUUGCCGGGUGGCGUCCUUGGAGCAGGCCGUCGUUCCAACAGACAAGCAGGUGAAGGAGAUGAAGGAGACCAUCUUUGAGCUGGAGGAUCAAGUGGAGCAGCAGAGAGCCAUCAGUCUCCACACCAAUCAGAACGUCAUCGACUUGGAGAAUCUGGUGAAAAGGCUGCAGGAGCAGAAAGCAGAUGCAGAACGGCAACUCAAGGUCUUCACCCGUCAGAUGAAGGAGGAGAAGGAAGACUGGCGUAGGUUUCAGGCUGAUCUCCAGACUGCUGUUGUUGUGGCCAACGACAUCAAGGUCGAAGCGCAACAGGAGCUGCGGACUCUCAGAAGGCAGCUCCAGGAGGAGCAGGAUCAUAGUGCAAAACUGUCGGCGGACCUUGAGGCGCUGCAGGGAUUGAGGUCUGAGGGAACCAAGGUCAACGCUCCAGACACGGAUGGCAGGCGUCACUGGUGUGGAGGAGAUGCUGACCUACAAUCUGGAGUCAAGUCCCUCAUAAAGACCUUUGAUGCAGAUGGUCCAGAACACUCGUCUACGAGAAGCCCGUUCAGUGGGAUUCCUGUGCGCUCUCCCCCUGCUGCCGCCAUCUCUCCAAUGCAGAGGCUGACACAAGUUGGACCGCUGCCAAAGUCUCUGGGAAAACAAAUGACACUGGGGAACCUCCUGAAUCAUCAUGCCAAAUUACCAAGCAGCAAAGAAGAGACAAAGCCCAGCAGCCUGAUGAGGAAGAGCCCAUCCCUGGAGUCGGUGAUCAAAGCUCCAUUUUGCCUCAGCGGGCGAGCUGUAUCCUUCAACUGCAGCAGAGCCAACGGCAGGCUCAGUGUGGAGAGGAAAGACCCCUUGGCUGCACUGGCUCAAGAGUACGGAGGAUCUAAAAGAAAUGCUCUACUGAAAUGGUGCCAGAAGAAAACAGAGGCCUAUCCGAAUAUUGAGGUGACCAACUUCAGCAGCAGUUGGAGCGACGGUCUGGCCUUGUGCGCCCUCCUGCAUACAUAUCUGCCAGCCCACAUCCCCUAUCAGGAACUCAUCAGUCAAGAUAAGGUCCGGAAUCUAACCCUGGCCUUCCAGGCAGCCGAGAGCGUCGGUAUCAAGCCUUCACUGAACAUGGAGGAGCUGACCAAGACAGACCGACCGAACUGGCAGAGUGUGAUGCUCUAUGUCUCGCAGAUCUAUAGGUACUUUGAGACCUGAGGUGGAAGGGACGUGCGAAGUGGAGGCACUACAGAAUGUCUUCAACACCUCAACAUCUGCAAUGACACAACCAGAGCAACCUCCCGAUCAUUGACUUUUGAUCUGAGACCUCUGGUUUGAUGGUGUACACUAGUGAGAAACGGAGGAGGAGGUGUGGUGUGCUCUAUUGUCAAUACCUGUGCGAUGUCUUCCUGACAAAACACACUCAUCCGCGUGAAAACCUACAAAAGAUAUGCACGUCACAUUGUCAAGUGUAAUGACAGAGAUGACUCACCCCUGUCUCGAGUCUCUUUACAGC